AUGAAGCCCCAGCAAUGGCUAAUUUCUCAUCAUAACCCUCGGGUUUGGUCUCGGGUAUCACGAAACAUCGCGCAUUUCAACGUCCCGAUCACAAGACAACAGUCCAGGUUCAGCACGAGCAGCGAACUCCCUGCACGUCAGACAACUCAUCACUACCGCCCCCUGCAAGUCCUCCAGGAUGCUACCAUAGACCGUUUCCGUGAAGCCUGCUUCAACCCAGAACUUCCUGCCAUCUUGCCCCGCCGGCACUUUCGCGACUUACCAGCCCUCGAACGUUGGUUUCGUCCCUCCGAUGCGAAUACCCACCGAAUCAAUGCGGAAUACCUAGAGAAGCACGGCGCAGACGCGUCUGUCCCGCUCGAAUUGACGCAGCCUUCGCCGGCCCCUGCUGGUAAUGGACAAGAAACCGACGCUCUCAGCUUCCGGCAAUUCCAUGCGCCGCUGAGUCUAUUUUUACAAUGGAUGCGGGCGUCAGAAACACAACCGCAAGCCAUGCGACUCUACCUAGCACAAUGCCAGCUGUUGGAUUUGCCGCAGGUUCUUCGCGAUGACUUUCCCGCCCCCGAUAUCGUGUCGCAAGCGGGCAAUGGCGAUAUCUACGAUACGAAUGUGUGGAUAGGACACCCGCCUACAUAUACCCCUCUCCACCGCGACCCCAAUCCGAACCUUUUCGUCCAGCUUGCAGGGCAGAAAAUCGUGCGGUUGCUAGCUCCCGAUAAUGGAUUGGCGGUGUUUGGUUCUGUACGAAGACAGCUCGGGAAGAGUGGGAACCACGAGGCAGCUGCGUUCCGUGGGGAGGAGAUGAUGCAGGGUCAGGAGAGGACACUGUUAGAACAGAUGGUGUGGGACGAUGGAGACUCAGCCGCCGAAACUGUUCCAGAAAAGGAAGGGUAUGAAGCACAUCUGGAGGCUGGUGAUGGACUGUUUAUUCCGAAGGGAUGGUGGCAUAGUAUUAAGGGAGUUGGGGAGGGUGUUACUGGCUCGGUGAGUUAUCUGAAAUACCCGGAGAUCUCAAUUCUAACCAUAUCUAGGUCAAUUGCCACAAUCCAACACUCCGCACACCAAUCCGCAAAUCGUCCCUUCUCGACACUCCUCCAUCAGUGUCCUUCUGCUCUCUACCAAUCCCACAUCAACAUAAACCAAUACUCAACCUCAUCCACCAUGGCCUCGGACUCCACACCCACCGAGCAACAAAAACAACCGGAACAGCAGCAACAGGAGGAGCAGCAGCAGGAACAGCUCGCCCUCCCCGACGCCAGCUCUUCAACCAACACCCUCGAUCUCAGCAGUGGAAGUGAUGCGGUCAAAUUAGACCAUCUCGGACCUAUGGUCGUGAAUCAGGAUGGGACGUUAGCGAGAAUCACGAACUGGGAACAUAUGGCUGAGAUUGAAAAGAAGAAUACAUUGCGGGUGAUUGGGAAGCGGAAUAAGCAGCGUUUGGAGGCUUUGAAGGCUGCUAGGGCAGCGGAGGAGAAGAAGGAGUGA
Molecule: messenger RNA, 1485 nt
Organism: Aspergillus wentii DTO 134E9
Lineage: Eukaryota; Fungi; Ascomycota; Eurotiomycetes; Eurotiales; Aspergillaceae
Product: putative JmjC domain protein
Exons: 2
Coding region: 1-1485 (494 amino acids)
Source: RefSeq, a predicted model, not a curated record